AGAGCCUCUAACAGAGAGGACAAGCUCUCCCUCUGGUCACUUGCUCUGCCUAGAUGUCAAGAGUCGUGUUCGACAUGCUUGACAGUGUUUUGUAGUGCCAUAGAUCACAGUACAGUUUUCUUAGUUUCAUAAGUUUUUUUUUUUUUACUUUUUAAAAGUUUGCUGAAGGUUUGUCCUCCGACAUCAGACGAAUGGAGAUGUCUCAUAGUUUGUUUCUGACUGACUGUUUGAUCAGCUCGUCCUCAGUGUAGGUUCAUUUCAGGACCUGCCAGUGAAGAUGCUCCUCUGGACUGGGGCUCUGUUUCUCCUGGUGCAGGUGGAGGGUCACGGAGACAACAACAAGUGUCCACGGAAAGAUCCAUCUCCUGGGGUACUGGUGCUGAGCCCGGGCAGCCAAGUCCUCCUACAUUGCCAUGGCGAUGUCAUUGUUGACAGAGUGUUGAGAGUCCAGGGGAAUUCCGAGAGACCUUUUACUGGGGCUCACCAGCAAAGCACGCAGACAACCUCAGAUGAGGGUCACAGGAUGCAAACGGCAGAGAGGUCUACUGCGACUUACCAUACGGAGACAGUGAGAUUGACACACCAUGAGGACAUGACCCCUGAAGAGACAAGCGUCACCCCCACUGAUGGAUACUAUAAUAAAAAUGGACUAACCACAUCUGGAGCUUACCAAAGGGAGACCGGGAGAACAUCUACUGAAGGGUUCCGUGGAGGGACAGACGGCACCUCUUCAGUGGGACAUGAUGAGCACACAGAAGGAACCCUACCUGGGGAACACAAGAGAGAGACCGGGGGGCCACUCCCAUUGGUCGACCAGGAGGAAGCUGUCAGCACAAGGCCACACAUGGCGUCCAGCACAUCAAGAGUGGGCUCCACAGCGGGCUCCAAGUCUCCUUUGCAGAAUGAUGUCACAACAGAGGGAGGAGCAGUGGAACUGGAGAGGCGGAGUUAUUGGACUCGGAAUGGAGUGCCGGUGCAAGGCAGUGCAGACAUGAGUGCUCUCACGCUGCCUCAAAUUGGCCGCCUGGAUGUGGGAAAUUACAGCUGCUACAGACAGGGGGUCCUCAUGAGCAGUGUGAAGAUCACACUUGGAACUCCACCAGUGAAGCCCAUUCUGUCAUGCUACAGGAGGUCACCAAAAAGUAAUACCCGCUGUGAUUGGACAUCGCCACAACCUCUAGAUCCCAUUCCCACGUGCCGAAUCCUGCUUGAAAAAAGCCGGCGUCACUCCGAAGUGAAGUGUUCGUACUCCGCGCUCCGCUCCCGCUGCUGGUGCGUUCUGGACCACAGGGCCUUGGGGAUGGACGAGAGUGUGUACGCGGCCAGGCUGUGUGUGACCAACGCGGCCGGCAACGCCACAAGUCCCGAGGUCCGCUUCACGCCGGCGAACUCCAUAAAGCCAGACCCUCCAGCUUCAGUGAGGGUCAAUGGAGUGGUGGGCGGGGAGAGGAUGCUGGGCGUGGUCUGGUCUUACCCCGCCUCCUGGAGCAGGGACUUCUACUUCUUACGCUUCCAGCUAAGGUACCGACCAUCGCAAAGAGAAAAGUAUCAGACAGUAGAGACUGAGACCCAGUCAUGGACCAUCACUGACGCACUGCCUCACACUGAAUACGAGAUACAGCUACGGGCCAUAGAGGAGUUUGGCAUCGGCCGCUGGAGCGACUGGAGCCCACCUGUAUACGCCCACACCUGGACAGCUGCUCUGGAGUUGACUACCACCCCUCCGGAUCCUUUGUGGAUUGAGUUUGAGGAAGGCUCUGGGUCUGGUAGAGAAAUAAUGAUGGAACCAGUCUCGACUGAUGACUCUUUUGACAUCGGCACCGUGUUGGGCAUCUGCGUGCUGGCAGGCUUGGUCAUUCUGCUGUCGGUUUAUGUGUUCAGACACAGGAUGCGCUUUGCGUCCACGCUGGGUAAGCUGGGUUCAGCUUCAGCCUCUGCGGACCCCCCUGCUGCCCGCCCCCAGCCCCCCGCCCUGGAUGAAGAGAAGCCUCUGAUGUCACCUGUCAGCCCCACCCCCUCACAGGACACCGUACAGCAUCAGUUCCCCCCUGUACAGGAAGAGAGUGGCCAGAACGUCCAUUUCCACAACAUGGACUACUUCCUGGUGCCCAAGGAAUGAAGAUGACGCAAAAGGACUCAAGCACACCUUUCCCUGAUUCGAAAUGAAUCCAACAGUUUUAGAAAGUUCACACUUGUGUUAUCUCUGCACCUGUUUACCUCAAGUUUGUGCUUAGCUUUUCAUGGCUUGGUUGUGGUAAUAUGUCCCCCCCCCCCCCCCCCCCAGCUUUCUAUCUGAGGAAAAUGGCCCUGAAUUGAUAGCAAUGAUGAAACAAAUAAAUAAAUAAAAAAAAUCUGGUGAGAUUCUCUAAAGCCUAAAGGAAGGUGCUCCGUGGUGUUCUGGUUAGCGCAUCGGGCUUGUAACCGGAGGGUUGCCGGUUCGAUCCCCGACCAGUCCACCACGGCUGAAGUUGGGCAGGCAGCUCACUGCUCUGGGUUGUGUGAUUCACCUCACUCUGUGUUCACUGUGUGCUGUGUGUUCACUAAUUCGGUUAAAUUGGGUUAAAUGCAGUGAACUGAAUUUCCCUCACGGGAUCAAAAAAGUAUAUAUUCUAUUCUAUUUUCUAUUCUCCAAUGCUUCCAAUCUACACCAGGCAAUCCUUUACAAAAUAAAAUGUUAUCUGAUAAUGCAGUCCCAUAAUCCCUUGCUGUAUAGCUGCACUGAAAGUGACACACAAUUUGGCCUUUCACAACAAAUAAGAUAGUCAGUAAAAAUCUAAAGCGUAAACAAACAUAACCAACACAACCAACAUAAACUAUGUCAAUAAUAUCAGUCAUUGCAUAAUUAUGUAGCCUAGUCUAAGUGUCAGAUUCUCUCAAUAAUGCAGGUCAUCAAUUCCUUUACAUCUUUCCUGAAAUUUCCUUAACUUCCUUUCUUUAUCUAGGUCAAGAAAAAGUUGUUAUGAAAAUACAUAGAAUGUAAUUUAUUGAGUAUUCAACCUCAGCCUGUGUAUAUUAUCAUGUGUAUGUGUUCCAACUUUAUUUUCUAUUGAUAAUUGACAGUCAAUAAAAUAUUUUGAU
Molecule: messenger RNA, 3078 nt
Organism: Sardina pilchardus (European sardine)
Lineage: Eukaryota; Metazoa; Chordata; Actinopteri; Clupeiformes; Clupeidae
Product: interleukin-6 receptor subunit alpha-like
Exons: 9
Coding region: 278-2119 (613 amino acids)
Biological process (GO): cytokine-mediated signaling pathway
Cellular component (GO): membrane; external side of plasma membrane
Molecular function (GO): protein binding; cytokine receptor activity
Source: RefSeq, a predicted model, not a curated record